AUGUCUCCGGCCACUUCGGGGGGGAGCAGCAGCCACCGCCAACGCCGCCGCCCCCCGCCUCCCUCGCCUCAGGCGGCCGCCCCGACGCCGCUGCGUCGCUCCCUGCGCUCCGGCCCCCGACGCCGCCGCCCCCCCGCGGCCGGCCUGGCCUGGACCGGCGGCGGCGGCGGCGGCAGCCCGGCUUCGGCGUGGGAGGGGCCCUCCGGGGGCUCCGGCAGCGACUUCGAGGCCCCCCCGCCCUGCUCCCCGCGCAGCCAGGCCGGGAGGGGCGCCACGGGGGGGGACCCCCUCGCGGGGCCGCGCCGGCUGGGGGCAGUGUGUGUGUGUGUGCGCGCGUGGGGGGGCACUGGUGGCUUCUGCUUUGGCCACAUCCUCCCCCUCGUUCUUCAGGGGGCCAAGCGGCUGCGGAAGGAUGCCCCCCACAGCAGGGAUGCCCAGAAACCUGUGGGAGCCGGGAACCUCUUUGAGGCGGUGAAGCUGGGCAAAAGCGUGAUGCAGUCUGUAGUUGAUGAGUGGCUAGAGAGCUACAAGGAGGACCGGGAGUUGGGUUACUUGGAACUGGUCAACUUCCUCAUACAGUCCUGUGGCUGCAGAGGGGUGGUGACUUACGAAAUGCUCAAGAGUCUCCAGAACUCACAGAUCAUCCAGCAGCUGACAGAGUCAUUUGAUGAGGACUCGGCAGAGUACCCCCUGUCCCUGGGCUCCCUGCCCUGGCGGCGCUUCCAGAGGGGUUUCUGUGAGCUGAUAGCCGUUCUUGUGCACCAUACCCAGUAUGAUGUUGUCUAUGAUGAGUACCUGAUGGACAGCCUCAUUGCCCUCUUGACUGGCAUGUCUGACUCCCAAGUGCGUGCCUUCCGCCAUACCAGCACCCUGGCAGCCAUGAAGCUGAUGACGGGCCUGGUGCGAGUGGCCCUGAGCGUCAGCCUUCAGAAGGACAGCAGUCAGCGGCAGUACGAGGCCGAGCGGGCCAAGGGUCUCGGUCGCCGGGCCCCAGAGAAGCUGGAAGGGCUGCUGGAGCAGCGUAGAGAGUUCCAGGAGAAACAGGAAGAGCUGGAGAACUUAAUGAAUGCUGUCUUCAAGGGAAUCUUUGUUCACCGCUAUCGGGACCUCGUGCCUGAAAUCCGUUCCAUUUGCAUGGAGGAGAUGGGCCAGUGGAUGCUGCAGUACAGCGCCUCCUUUCUGACUGACAGCUAUCUCAAGUAUGUGGGCUGGACGCUGCAUGACAAGCAGGGGGAGGUGCGUCUCCAGUGCUUACUCGCUUUGCAAGGGUUGUACCGCAACCAGGAGAUGGCUUCUUGUAUGGAACUCUUCACCAGUCGUUUCAAGGAGCGGAUGGUGUCGAUGGCCCUGGACAAGGACCCCCAGGUGGCCGUGGAAGCGGUCAGACUCCUCACGCUCAUCCUACAGAACGUGGAGGAUGUGCUCACAGACUCUGACUGCGAGAGCAUCUUUCCGCUCGUUUAUGCUUCCAGCCGUCCUCUAGCUGCUGCUGCUGGUGAAUUCUUGUACAAGAAGCUGUUAGUGCCGGGAGGACGUGCCGGGGAAGAAGAGGAGUCCCCCCGUGAGGGGACGCGAGCCUUCCUGUGUCGGCUCCUUUCCUUCUUCAUCGAGAGCGAGUUCCAUGACCACGCAGCUUAUUUGGUGGAUGGCUUGUGGGACUGUGCUGCUGCCCUGCUGAAGGACUGGCCGGCGCUGACUGGGCUGUUGCUGCAGAAGUCGCCUUCAAGGGGUUUUGGUGACCGACAGGAAAGCGCUCUCAUUGCGAUCUUAGUGGCCAGCAUGCGGCAGGCCACAGAAGGGCAGCCACCUGUCGGCAGAGUCUCUGCUAAAAAGGUAUUAGUGGCCCGGGAACGCAAGGCACAAGCUGAGGACCGCUUGAGACUCACCCAGCACCUCAUCCCUCUCCUGCCCCAGUUGUUGGCUAAGUUCUCAGCUGAUGCCGAGAAAGUAGUGCCUUUGCUGGAGGCCCCGCGCUAUUUUGAUCUGAGGCUUUACAGUACCGGCCGCCUGGAGAAGUAUUUGGAGUUGCUGGUGGCCCAGCUGUGGGACGUGGUGGAAAAGCACACUGACAAGGAAGUGCUGGAGGCGGCUGCCAGGACCCUGUCUGCUAUUUGCUGUCCAGAAUUUGCUUUUCACAGUCGGGUGGAUUCUGCCCGCAGCCGCUUUGUGGACCACCUUGCUGACAAAUUCCAGCAUGAGGCUGCUGAACUGCUCCAGUCCUCACUUGUGGAGGAAGAAGAUGUCUACAGUCUGGCUGCCUCUCUUAAGCGUGUCGCAGCCUUCCACAGCGCUCAUGACCUGACGCCGUGGGGCUUCUUGGAGCCCUGCCUCCGCCUCCUGCAGCGUGCCGUGGACACAGGCGAGGUCCCCAAGCAGGUUGUUAUUCCUGCCCUGACCUGCUCACACUUCUCGCUCCUCUGGGAACUGGCCCACGUGUCCCAUGUUGCCUCUUCUGGGCCCCAUCCCAGCCAGGUUCAGCUGCUCAGCCUGAAAGAGAGAGUGACCUCCUUUUGCUCCCUCUGCCAAAGCUGCCUUGUGGACAACGAUCCCGACACCCAGGAGCAAGCCUUUGUGCUGCUGAGCGAUCUGCUCCUGGUCUUCGGCCCACAACUGGCACGAGGGGGCCAGGAGGCACUGCAGGUUCUGGUGUAUCAGGCCGAGCCUGCUCUGCAGUCCCAGAUGGCCGGCUUCCUCAUGGACCACGUCUUCAGUCACGCCCAGGCUUCCGAGAUGGACGAGGAGCUCCAGAUCGAGCAGCUGCACCAGCGCCGCAAUCUUCUGGCCGGGUUCUGCAAGCUCAUUGUCUACGGAGUCGUGGAGCUCAGUGCCGCGUCCGAUGUCUUCAAGCACUAUGCCAAGUUCUACAAUGACUAUGGGGACAUCAUCAAGGAGACGCUGAAUCGGGCCCGUCAGAUUGACCGGACUGAAUGGGCCCACACGCUUCUUCUCAGCCUGCAGCAGUUGCUGACCCAGCUGCUUCUGGAGCAGGGACCAGCAGGCGUAGAGUCCAGCGCCUUCCUGGAGAUCCGAGACCUGGCCAGACGGUUCUCGCUGCUCUUUGGGCUGCAUCGGCUGCAGAACCGCUCAGCCCUCGUCAAGCUGCACAAGGAUGGGAUAAAGUUUGCGUUCCAGGAACCAGCGUCUCCCAGUUCCAAGCUGGGACUCGUCAACUUGCCUUUCUUGGAGCUGCUGAGUGAAUUUUCCCCGCGGCUGCUGCACCCCGACAAAGCCUUGCUCCUGUCCUACUUAAAGACUGUUAGCCAAGCCCACGCCAGCCACCAAGGGGAGCUCUGCUGGCCAUCCUUCGUAGUCUAUCAGCACUCCCUGAGCCCCCAGGAGGAUGCGGCCUCCCAGCCCAGCUCAGCUGCCAAGAAGGGUCUCGGCUCAGCGGCCAAGAGGAGGCACCUGGAUGAGUCAUCUGAACUGGGCAGUUCCAGCCUCCCUCCCAGCAGCCGCUUGCAGACCCCUCUGCUGACCUCCACGGCUCUGAAGGGAAAGCAGCCGCCCCUCAUGCUCCCAGCGGGGUCUCGGGAGUCCAGCUCCGAAUCAGAAUUUGUGCAGAGUCAGCCACCCUUGGGCCCUCAGCAUUCCAGUGAAGCUCUUCAGAGCCAGAGGCAGCGGGAUGGGAGCGGACUGGGCAGAAGACUGGAUCGGCUGCUUCUGAUGGAGGAAGAAGAGGAGCAAGAGACUAGUGAGGAAGAGGAGGAGCAGCUUUUCAGGUCGGAGGAGGGUGUUGGCCUGGAAGAUGGUGGGGCCACUGAGCCCUGCGAGGGAAGGCAGCGAUUGGGCGGUCAGCACAGCUCCCAUCUUCAGCAGCAUGGUCAUGUUGCCCCUACCUCAUGCCCUCCCCCCCACCACAUCUUCACCUCGGGGAGGCACCUCUUCCCCCAGCCCCUGCCCCCUGGCCAGGCUGCACAGUCGAGCAACUUUGGGGGCAACUCAUCGGUCAAGGAAGGGAACCAGCUGCUGAGACGAGAAGGGCCUUUGCAGGGCAGCAGCUGA
Molecule: messenger RNA, 4002 nt
Organism: Euleptes europaea (tarantolino)
Lineage: Eukaryota; Metazoa; Chordata; Lepidosauria; Squamata; Sphaerodactylidae
Gene: STAG3
Product: STAG3 cohesin complex component
Biological process (GO): sister chromatid cohesion
Cellular component (GO): nucleus; cohesin complex; chromatin
Molecular function (GO): chromatin binding
Source: RefSeq, a predicted model, not a curated record